Monopterus albus (swamp eel) is the source of this 3982-nucleotide messenger RNA. It is a transcript of the gene cyld3, whose product is annotated as cylindromatosis (turban tumor syndrome) 3. The record is from RefSeq and is a predicted model, not a curated record. Bases 200 to 3073 code for a protein of 957 amino acids. The transcript is spliced from 17 exons. Lineage: Eukaryota; Metazoa; Chordata; Actinopteri; Synbranchiformes; Synbranchidae.
AUCUCCCCUCUCCCGGUAACGUCCACAGGCUCUCUGAUUGGUUCGAACUAAGUUCGCUGAUCUUUUCUCUCUUGCUAUUGGCUCACGUUGGAGUCAGUCAACCUGUUUCCUGCUUCACGGUGUGGUUAUUAACACUGAGCUCCUUUAAAUGUUGACGGUCGGACUCGAUGAAGUUGCUACAUAUUAAGACAUUUAAAAGAUGUCAGGGGCUCCCGAGCAGAUCAGGAAGCGCCGUCCCCCCAAAAUGUUCUUGAUCUCGACCGACAUGAAGAUCCAGGACCAGCUGGAGGGUACCAUUCGGCUGCACCGGGGGUACAUCUGCCAGGAGCAGGAUAUGGGCAAGAACAGAGGGGACAGCCCAUGGGUGAAGGUGUUAGACAAUGGCGUCAUGAUAAGAAUAGAGACGAAGUUCCUACUUGAAGUCCCGAGUGCCCUCAGUGGCCUGUUAGAGCCUGUAUCUGAUCCAGAAACCCGCCUAAUACUUCUAGACAAUCCUGGGAAGCUGCAGCAGUUUGCUGCUUUGCCUAUUGGUGCCCUGCUGUGGGUCCAAAUAGGCCAACAGGAUGAGCUGGCAGAGGCAGAACUUAAAUACAUCGGGACACUGAGCAGAGGGAGCACCGCUGUUUAUUUUGGAAUAGAACUCAAGGGCCAGCGGCACUUCAGUUGCCCUGAGGCAUGUGCCCUCUUUCUCCCAGUCAGUCACAUCAGGCUCCGCCGCUGGUCUCGCAGCAGUGGUUCCAAUGCCCAUGAGCGAGAUCAUCACCACAGCAGCAAUAAUCACCCCAGUGAUGGGCACCAUAGCAACAACAAUAGCUCAAAUAAGCAGCAACAGCAGCACGUCCGCCACACUAGCUUUCGCCAGCUUCAUCCCGGCAGCCCUCCGCAGCCGCAAGCUUUCAGCAUCCUUCCUCGAACAGCGGAGUCUGCACCUGUUGCCGCACCAAAUCAUAUUCAGGUGCGAGGCCCCGUUUCGCCUCUGCCAUUCCAUGUUGGUCAGCGAGUGUGUUUCCCUCUGGAGAACACCAUCUGUGGUGGGGAGGUGCGCUUCUGUGGUCCCCUGUCUGGCCACCCCUCAUUAGGGAUGUAUGUCGGAGUCCUUCUGGACUCUGCUGUUGGUAACUGGAACGGGUAUUACAGGGGAGAGAAGCUCUGCCACAUUCCUUCCCCCAUCUAUGGACUACUGCUGCCAGUCACCAAGGUUUACUCAGAACCAAAAUCCCAGAAUCGCAGUCCUCAUCAACAAAUGCCCAAAUCCAUCCUGAAGCCAGCACCGCCCCCUGCUGUUAAACCAGACCCACCCGCUCCCAAAGUCUCCCUGAUGCCCCCCAACAAGCAACCACUUAAACCUCCUCCACUGCCACCACCGAAAAUCAUUCAGAAACCCCUGCCUCUUCCUCCUCUACCACCUCCCAAACCCACCAGCCCAAUGUCACCGACCGCUGCCGAGCAGCUGCAGCACACCAAUGGCGUACACACCCCACCAUCACCACUGACAUCGCCAGAUAACAGCGAAGCUGUGAGGGAGAACGGAAAGGCGGGACUGGAGGGGAAAUUGGAGGUAGGCUCGAUGGUAGAAGUGAAUGACCCACCGCUUUUUGGGGUGAUCCGCUGGAUUGGACAGGUCGGCGGGAUUUCUGAGCCAAUGGCUGGAAUCGAACUGGACCAGCAGCUGCUUACAGGAACAGAUGGCAGUUACUUUGGUGAACGCCACUUCAGUUGUCCGGCCAAUAAGGGGCUGUUUGUCAGACUACGCAACUGUAGGAGGGACUCCAGGUUCCCCGCACCUGAAACACCUGUCAAUCAAGUGGAGCGAUGCAACUCUAUAGCCUUUGCGGAGUGGGGCAGUGAGCGUGUGGAGGAGCACACUCCUCCAGUGGACGGGGACGAGGCUAAAGAGCUCUACCAGGGCUGGAAGAGAGGCAUCCAGGGUCACCUCAACUCCUGCUAUUUGGACGCUACGCUGUUCAGUCUGUUCUCCUGCUGCAGUUCAGCAGACUGGGUGUUGUUCUGGCCUCCUGACUCUGAAACUAAGCAGAGCUACAGUCAGGCUCAGGACCUGCUGCGCUGCGAGAUAGUCAACCCACUGCGAAGAUAUGGCUACGUGUGUGCCAGUAAAACCAUGUCCUUGAGACGACUGCUGGAGGCGGCCAAUAGUGACACCGGCUUCACCAACCAGGAGAAAGAUCCUGAAGAGUUCCUCAACAAGCUUUUCCAGCUCCUUCGAGUCGAGCCGCUCCUAAAGAUUAGAUCGAUGACUCAGCAGCCUCAGGCGUGUCACCUCUACCAGCUCUUCCCACCGACCCUUCCUCCCUCUCCGUCCUCACCUUUAUCCCAUUCACCAGUUGACUCCCCAAUCCCUCUCUCCUCGCCGUCAUCUAACCGGUUGAGGGUUGCCAGCGUCCAGGCCCUGCUGGAGUCCUCCUUCUUCCAUGCUGGUCUCAAGUUCGUUGAGGCUCCCUCCUGCCUCUUGCUGCUCAUGCCCAGGUUUGGGAAGGACUUCAAAAUGUUCGAUGCCAUUUUACCCACUCUCAGCCUGGACAUCACAGACCUGCUGGAUGACACUCCGAGACAGUGCAGUAUUUGUCAAACUGUGGCUGAGUGGGAGUGUGUGCAGUGUUACGAAGAUCUAGACAUCACUCCUGGUCGCCUCAAACAGUACUGCCAGACCUGCAACACGCAGGUCCACAGUCACAGGAAGCGAGUGUCCCACAGCCCAGUGAAGAUUGGUGUUCCCGUGCCCCCAUGGACAGGCCCUUUACACUGCACUCGCCAGCGAAUGUCUCUGUUUGCUGUGACAUGCAUUGAGACCAGCCAUUACGUGAGCUUUGUCAAGCACGGGCCCCACCCCACUGACUGGCUGUUUUUUGACAGUAUGGCAGACAGAGAAGGUGGUGAGAACGGCUUCAACAUCCCCCAGGUGAAGGCGUGUCCUGAGGUGGGCCGAUACCUCAGCCUGUCAGAGGAGGAGCUGAGCAGAGUAGACCCUGCGUCCCUACGAGAGCCAGCCCGCCGCCUGCUGUGUGACUCCUACAUGUGUCUGUAUCACAGCCCUGAGCUCAGCCUGUACAAGUGACCUGGAGGCUGAGCACAGGCACACAUACAGUACAUAUCCUAAAUGCCGUACAACUAACAGACGUCCUCAGGUUCUUAGUCUCAUGCAGCUGUCAGAUGAAAAACAUGCAUGUGCACAAGGGCCAUGAUUUCAGCUAGACCAGUUUUAUUCGCUUAAUUGAGUGGAACAUGAAAUCGAUGAUAGAGCCAAGGGACACAUUUUUCAGCUUCUAGUCCCAGUUUGGCAGUAAAAUGCAUCUUGGUGAUCCUAGCAGAGUUUGUGCCUCUCACGUUAUUGUUAUAUCCAUGUCAAAAAAAUUCAUACCCAGCUGUGUUUGAAAAACUUGACAACACUUACUGUAGUUCUGUUUCAGAUAGUUGACAGAUUUCUGUUAUGUUGAAAACAUAAUGUCUUUACUCAAAUGCUGACCUCAAGCAUUGUUCGGGCACCACUAAAAAUAUAUGCAAGACUGCCUGGUCAACAUGCAUUUACUCUAAAGGAGAGGUAGCAAGUUACAAGUUACAGGUUUCUCGCAAACAAAUAUGAGCAAAGUGAAAAAUCUGAUAAACUCAUAAAUGCUGUUGAGACUUUGCCAGAGCCCAGGGCUACUGUAGUUUCAUCUAGGUUUGAUUAAAUCUGGUUAAAGCCUUAAAUGGGCUGAACGGAGCCACAGGAUUACAUCUGAGCUCUCCAGACAAAGAAUUCUGACAAUCAGCAAAAUUUACCUGAGAACAGUAGUAUGACCCACAUGAUCUAAAGUGCUGAAUGAACAAACAGCCUGUAGUUUGUUGGUCAGAGCUUUGUACAUCUGUGAACUUACAGUAGUGACGAGUGAGUCUGAGCUUUAUACCUGGGUUUAUCUGUACCUUAAUGCUCACACACUGUACAGAACCACUGUCAAACUCAUCAUCAUCAUCAUCAUCAUCAUCA